Messenger RNA from Rasamsonia emersonii CBS 393.64, 348 nucleotides. RefSeq names its product NADH:ubiquinone reductase (H(+)-translocating). Lineage: Eukaryota; Fungi; Ascomycota; Eurotiomycetes; Eurotiales; Trichocomaceae. Bases 1 to 348 code for a protein of 115 amino acids. The record is from RefSeq and is a predicted model, not a curated record. The transcript is spliced from 5 exons. Gene Ontology annotation, biological process: response to oxidative stress.
AUGACUAUCAAUCCGACAUACCUUGCACAGCGGACGCGCUCAUCCAUCAAUUGGGCGGAUGCAAAGGCGAGAGUGCGCAAGUCUUACAGGGAAUGGCUCAGAGCGUCCCCUGAGAUCCAGACGAUGUACUCGCUCAACAUCCCCGUGUCGGCGAUCCGGACCAAGAUCCGCCAGCAGUUCGAGCGCCACCGCUACGUCAACCAGCUGAACGUUGUCGAUGUGUUGCUGUUCAAGAGCCAUGCGGAGUACCAGCUGUCUCAUGUGAUGAAAUACUUCCGACCGGAAGAAGACCCCGGCGCCCGGCUGCCGCCGAAUUUCAUCUCUGGAUUCUUGGAGGGACGCAACUGA